This is a messenger RNA of Vicia villosa (hairy vetch), 1982 nucleotides long. Its product is annotated as magnesium/proton exchanger. The record is from RefSeq and is a predicted model, not a curated record. Gene Ontology annotation, cellular component: membrane. Lineage: Eukaryota; Viridiplantae; Streptophyta; Magnoliopsida; Fabales; Fabaceae. The coding region runs from base 276 to 1859 and encodes 527 amino acids. The transcript has 9 exons. Gene Ontology annotation, biological process: transmembrane transport; metal ion transport.
AAAUCCAGUGAAAAAUUAUGUUUCACACGGAAGAGACAGAAAACGAAACUGGGUGGGUACCAUGCAAACACGUUCCAUAAAUUUCACUCAUGCUUUUCUAAUUGAGUAAUUAAUUCCAUCAUUGCCGCCGGUAACAUCUCCGGCGAACUCUACCUUCGCCGGUGGUGUGAAUGUUUUCUGUUGUGAACUUGUGAUGAUCACACAUAACUGAUCUGAAAUUUUGGACUGAUUGAGACCCUGUUGCCACUUGGAUUUACCCAAGAAAGGUUCAUAAAAUGGUUGGGUUCUUGUCCAAUAUUCUGGGGAAUGAUCUGAAAUGUGAAAGCUACUUUAUUUUUAGUGGAGAAACUGAUCUUGGGAAUAAUGUUAGGAUAUUUUUGUAUUUUCUUGCUCUUGCUUAUUGUUUUAUUGGAUUAUCGGCUAUAACGGCCCGAUUCUUUCAAUCUAUGGAAAAUGUGGUGAAGCACACAAGGAAGGUUGUGGUGAUAGAUCCUGUUACUAAAGGUGAAGUCGUUACGCAUGAAAAAGUUUGGAAUUAUACGAUUGCAGAUAUUAGUUUGUUGGCGUUUGGAACUAGUUUUCCUCAGAUUUCAUUAGCUACUAUUGAUGCUAUACGGAAUCUAGGGAACUUGUAUGCUGGAGGUUUGGGACCUGGAACACUCGUUGGUUCUGCUGCAUUUGACCUCUUCCCCAUCCACGCCGUUUGUGUGGUAAUUCCAAAAGCAGGAGAAUUGAAAAAGAUUGCUGAUCUAGGAGUAUGGAUAGUGGAGUUAUUUUGGUCAUUUUGGGCUUACUUUUGGUUAUACAUAAUUUUGGAGGUAUGGACUCCAAACGUGAUAACCCUGUCGGAGGCCUUCUUGACAGUACUUCAGUAUGGAUUACUGUUGAUUCAUGCUUAUGCUCAAGAUAAACGUUGGCCCUAUAUUUCUCUACCUAUUGCAAGAGAUGAAAGGCCAGUGGAUUGGGUGCCAGAAGAAACUCCUAAGCAAAAGUCCCAAGAGAUAGUGGAGUGCUCUGAGAUAUUUCAUUUUAUUGAAGAAAACAGUGACACUGUUGAUAUUUUUUCCAUUCAUUCAGAAAACCCCAGAGAUGGGUCGUACAUAAGAGUGCCACAAAUAGAGGAAGCAGAAAAUUCUAACAAAGUUAUGGAAACAGAGCUGGAGGAUACCAGUUUGCUUACUAUAUGGAGACAGCAAUUUGUUGAUGCCCUGACGGUGGAGAGCCAAGAAUCUAAAAAGAUGAACAAUAUCUAUAUCCGCAUAGCUAAAAUAUUCUGGCAGUUGUUGCUUUUGCCAUGGAGAUUUAUGUUUGCUUUUGUUCCACCGUGCCAUAUUGUUCAUGGAUGGAUUUCUUUCAUAUGCUCUCUGCUUUUCAUCAGUGGGAUAGCAUAUAUUGUGACUAAGAUAACGGAUCUUAUAAGUUGUGUCACAGGAAUAAAUGCCUACGUCAUAGCAUUUACAGCACUAGCCAGUGGAACCUCAUGGCCUGAUUUAGUGGCGAGCAUGAUUGCUGCUGAACGACAAAAAACAGCAGACUCUGCAAUUGCAAACAUCACUUGCAGCAAUUCAGUGAAUAUAUAUGUUGGCAUUGGUGUUCCAUGGCUUAUUGAUACUUUGUACAAUUACAUAGCAUAUAGAGAACCUCUCCGAAUCCAAAAUGCAGGGGGACUUAGUUUUUCUUUGAUUGUUUUUUUCGCUACUUCUGUUGGAUGUAUCUCAGUUUUGGUUGCUAGGCGUAUAGUUUUUGGCGCGGAGCUUGGAGGACCAAGGCUUUGGGCAUGGAUUACCUGUGCAUUUUUCAUGCUGCUGUGGGUGAUUUUUGUUGUACUAUCUUCACUUAAGGUUUCCGGAUUCUUUUAGAAUGGUAUUUGGAAAACAUUUGUAGUCAUUUAAUUUAUCAUACAGACCCUUAUCUAUUGUUCAUUGUUACAUUAUGUUCAUUGUUAUGUAUGUUUCCAGCGUGCCUACCUCCAAUUGUCAUCA